Molecule: messenger RNA, 532 nt
Organism: Aphanomyces invadans
Lineage: Eukaryota; Oomycota; Saprolegniomycetes; Saprolegniales; Verrucalvaceae
Exons: 1
Coding region: 12-455 (147 amino acids)
Source: RefSeq, a predicted model, not a curated record
GGCUCAUCGUGAUGUCUUGCGUUUUCCGCCGAUCGAUGGUUCCUUUGCGGCGUACGAACAUCGGGCCGACCCGUCGUUUCAACACGGCCGGCGAAGGAUCGGCUCAAGGAAGUUCGCCCCCACCUCCCAUCGGGGAUUGGGCACGCCGGUUGACCAAGUACGAACUUCACUAUAAGCAGUUUGUGUCGCGGCUUCAAGGCACGGGGGACCGCAAAUGGGUUGGCAAAGGUCCGUUCAUCGGAUUUGUUGGAGGUGUCUUCGUCGGGGGCUCAUUGUUUUCGGAAUGCGGAACUCGCAACGAUGAGGCUACCCUCCGCCAUGUAAAGUCAUUGGAAAAAGAAUGGCAAGACGACUCCCGCGAACUCAAGAAUCGCUUGAUCACGAUUCAACAGACAGUGGACCAGUUGAAGCGUCCCAAUGCGUCGUACCCGUACACAACGCGCCCGCAAGUCUAAGCCAUGACCGUAAGAAGCCAUGAGCGCAAUAAUCUCAUGGAUUAAAACAAGCAUAGUUAUCGCAAACUCACUCUACG